GUCAUUAUUAUUAGUAUCCCUUUCUUCGAACUUCAACUGACGCAUCUCCGAUGUUCAAAAAAUUCCAGCCAUCAACAGACAUUGCAGGACAAACGCCUAUCAAAUCUUCUGUUCAAAGAUCGAUACGAUCAGCCGUUCUUGAGCAGUGGAAAAUUGAGCCAGAAACACUGGAGGCGGUCUGGCCAAAGAAAGAAGGCCUGGUACUGGUAAAAUGUAGAGAACAUAUAUCGAUCUAUACCGUCCACGGAGAACCUAUCUUCUUCCAACAUUUCGAUGGCCCAAUCUAUCCUACGCUUCGUCUUCUGCACAAAUAUCCUUACAUUCUUCCUAUGGUUAGGGUCGACCGCGGUGCUAUCAGGUUUCUACUUGCAGGCGCACACAUGAUGUGCCCCGGGUUCACAUCAAAAGGUGGUUAUCUACCGCCUGCCGAAGAAGGUCUAGCGGCUGGCGUUCCCGUCGCGAUACAUGCGGAAGGCAAAGAACAUGCUGUCGGGGUGGGUAUUACCAAAUUGGCAACGGAAGAUAUGAAAAAAGUCAAUAAAGGUGUCGGGGUUGAGACAGUGACAUAUGUAGGGGAUGAUUUUUGGGUGAUACAGUCGUUGUGACUCAAAGGUGUUGAAGGAAGAUUCCAAAUUGGUUCGCCUUUUUAAUUAAUCGAUGAUUACUGGUGCCCUCUCUUCAUAGCUCUUCAUGCGUCUGAAUAAUUAUAUAGUCCGAACCAGUUCGGACCAGGACCCUACCAGUCGUAGUGGUGUAUCUAGCCAUAUUCAAUCCGUACCGGAUACCGAGACAUAUUGUUCAGGAAAACCCCCCACCAGAAUACAAAAGGCACGCUCAAACCUUGUGUGAUACAUACUACUUACCAUCUUUUGGUUGUCUCUUUCAAUCUUUGUUACAUAAUCCCUGGGCUUUGCACCCCAUUUUAACCUGUGAUAGAAGCUUAGUCAAAAAAAUAAAACAUGAUCCUUAGAAGAUGGAAUAUGAC
Lentinula edodes (shiitake mushroom) is the source of this 985-nucleotide messenger RNA. RefSeq lists its product as uncharacterized. NCBI's taxonomy places the organism in Eukaryota, Fungi, Basidiomycota, Agaricomycetes, Agaricales, Omphalotaceae. The record is from RefSeq and is a predicted model, not a curated record. Gene Ontology annotation, molecular function: RNA binding. The coding region runs from base 51 to 605 and encodes 184 amino acids. The transcript is spliced from 5 exons. Gene Ontology annotation, biological process: formation of translation preinitiation complex.